AUGGCAAUUACUGUUGGUGUUGCCGGUAUUACCGGAAAGUUCGCUCGCCGCGUGGUCAGCCAUCUGCUGCAGCACUCCGACAUCACCAUCCGCGUCCAUCUCCUCAUCCGAGAAGAGGGCUGCGACGUGAUCGUGUGCUGCUACCUGGGCGACGACACGCUGAUGGUGGAAGGCCAGAAGGCCCUGAUCGACGUGUGCGAGGAGGCCGGGGUGCCCCGUUAUGUCGCCAGUGACUGGGCCUUGGACUACACCAAGCUCAAGCUGGGCGAGCUCUUCCCCAAGGACCCGAUGAUCCAUGUCAAAGCCUACUUGGACACGAAGCAGAAGGUCAAGGGGGUGCACAUCCUGAUCGGCGGGUUCAUCGAGCCGGUGCUCAGCCCGUUCUUCAACAUCCUCGAUCCCCAGACGAACACGUUCCGCUACUGGGGUGAGGGCGACGAGUACAUGGAGGGGACUACUUACGACAACGCGGCGGAGUUUACCGUCGCGGUGAUCCGGGAUGCAGAGGCCACGGGCGUUGUUCGCUUUCUCGGUGGUCGUGCCACCAUCCGUGAAAUCGCGCAGUCCUAUGAAAAGGUCUACGGUGUCAAGGCCAAUCUUGAACGACUGGGGUCCUUGGACGAGUUGUACCAGACCAUGCACCAGAAGCGGGCGGAGAAUCCUGCUGACAUUUACGGCUACAUGUCGCUCUUCUUCUACUACUACUGGGUGAAUGGACAGACUUUUGUCGGGCCCGAGACGGAUAAUGCCAAGUACCCGGAUGUCAAGCCGGUGGACUGGGAGGGAUUCAUGAGGCAGUGGCCUCUGCAGCAGCUCCCUACGGCCUACUUCGCCUUGAAUGCUUGA
Molecule: messenger RNA, 846 nt
Organism: Aspergillus japonicus CBS 114.51
Lineage: Eukaryota; Fungi; Ascomycota; Eurotiomycetes; Eurotiales; Aspergillaceae
Product: NmrA-like family protein
Exons: 4
Coding region: 1-846 (281 amino acids)
Source: RefSeq, a predicted model, not a curated record